Thrips palmi is the source of this 961-nucleotide messenger RNA. RefSeq names its product beta-glucosidase 7-like. The record is from RefSeq and is a predicted model, not a curated record. The transcript has 6 exons. Lineage: Eukaryota; Metazoa; Arthropoda; Insecta; Thysanoptera; Thripidae. Gene Ontology annotation, molecular function: beta-glucosidase activity. The coding region runs from base 238 to 828 and encodes 196 amino acids. Gene Ontology annotation, biological process: carbohydrate metabolic process.
CAGCUUUUCGCAGACGUAGACCAGCUUUGUCUCUGCGCUCGGCGGCACGCGCGGUUUGCUUUGGGUGCGAUUCCCUCUCGUGACUAUACUUCUUUUGCGGCGAUGUGUCACGGACUCCUCUACUUGAAUACAAAAGAUGAAUAAAUAGCGCACCGAAAAGAAACAAGUCAAUAUAAACGAAGGCUGCGCACGCCAAGGUCAGUUCUUCGACGUAGCUACUUGCUGUGAAGUGCCAGUAUGUGGUUGUGCUGGCUGCUCUGUCUGUCCGUGCUGAGCGUGGACGCAAGGGGGAGUCUCGCCGGCAGAACAUUCGAUGGCCCGACCAUCGACAUCCCGGAGGGCUUCCUCAUUGGCGCCGGCUCGGCAGCUUUCCAGAUCGAGGGGUCGGAAAACGCAGAUGGCAAGGGCCCAAGUGUGCUGGAUGGUCUGGAUACGAAGGGGGCGGCAGACUCCUAUCGUCGCUACAAGGAAGACGUUCGGGCAAUAAAAGAUCUGAAGCUGCAAGCUUAUCGGUUUUCCGUGUCCUGGCCGCGCGUCCUGCCUGACGGCGACAGCAAGAAGCCCAACCAGGCUGGCGUCGACUACUACAACAACCUCAUAAACGAGCUCAUCGACAACGGCAUCCAGCCAAUGAUUACCAUGCUCCACUACGACCUUCCCUUGGAGGUGCGAAAGAAAACGGGAGGUUGGACGGAUCGGAGAAUGGUUGACGCCUUUGCUGAGUACGGCGACUUCCUGUUCGAGAAUUUCGGUGACAGGGUAAUUGCUUCAGAGCAUUACUCAACGCAGAUGACCGAGGAAACACUACAAACUGAAACUGAGAAGUGAAAUUGUGGACCACCGUCAAUGAGCCUAACUACUACUGCAUGAGCAGCGCCAUGGGAGGGGGUGGCCAGAACCCUGGCGAUGACUACAAGUGCGUGCACCAUGUCAUCCUGGCGCACAUGAAGACGUACCGGAU